AUGGUUCCCAAAGGAAUUUCGAUUAGAUGUUUCUCUCAAACGCGUUCAGCGUGGAACCUUUGCUGGCCUAGUAGUCAAUUUGGACCUCAUCGAGUACAGAGGUCAGAAAUGCUGAACGGCAUCAAGAUAGCAGCGGCUAAGACUGCCGGCACCCCUAUAGCUGCUUGCACCGUUAUGUUUCAGGCAGGGUCUCGCUUUGAAACAAACGACGAUCUAGGAUCUGGUCACUUUGUUCGAGUAACCACGCCGGCGUCCGGCUGCGGUUACACAGCUUUCUCUAAGACGAGGGUUCUGCAGCAGCUUGGAGCACACCUUACCUGCACAUCUAAUAGGCAGUACAUCGCCUUUACACUCUGUUGUCCAUUGCCUUCGUUCAAGGCUGUCAAGUAUUAUCUACUGGACACUGCGGCUCGAUCCUGUUACAACGAAUGGGACAUCGAGGACGGCAAGCCGAUAGUUCUCGAUGACCUCUUCAGAAUUACACCAGAGCAACGGGUUAUAGAUCUUGUUCAGCGAGCGUGCUGGGCAGGACCCCUGAGUAACUCUAUCUACUGCGAAGAGGAAAGGGUAGACGACAUGUCGCGGUCAACUUUGUGCUCCUUCGUAUACAAUAACUUCAAGUCCACUGAAUGCUCGGUUGCCAGUGUAGGCGUGCCCUUCGACGAGACUUUAAAGAUUGCCGACAAAAUUGAAAUUACGCGAUGUAAGCCACCGGAACGCGAAGUAUGUAUGUCACAACCGCGUGGUGGGUUUGAAUAUUACGAAACGGGUUCCGGCAGUGACACCUGCAUAGCUGCUGUAGUGCCUGGCUGUGGAGCAUCUGAUAUUACGUUAGUGAUUGCGUUGGUUGAUCAACUAGUGUGCCUGUUUAAACAUGCAAUCAUUGCAGCUGCAUGCGGCACAGGUUCUGUGCAAACUGGGCAGCACGACCUUGACUAUACACCGCAUGGACCUUUGGGUCUCAUGUCGGGAGCUGAUGUUCACACGAGGUUUAGGGCCUUUAACAUAUCGUACGAUGACACUGGAGUAUUUGGAAUAUUGUGCAACACACGUGCGAAGACCGCAUACAACUCGACGUGUGCUCUAGUUGAAUUCCUCUGCAAUGUUGGAGAUCUGGACUUUCGACAACUCGAAAUUGGCAAAAAGCGAUUAAAACUUGAUCUAGCGCUCCAUGACCAAGAGGCGGCUCCAUCAUCAGAAGGUCUGGCGUUGCAGCUUGCUUGCGGCGUACAACUUGACAGCAUUCAUGAUGCACUUGCGCUUAUAGAUAGCAUUAGUGUCGAUGAAUUGUCCUGCACUGCUAAAUGUCUUUCAUCCAAACGUCACGAAUUGGCAAUAGCGGCUGUCGGCGAUUGUGGCGCUGUACCACAAGAACUUUUCAGUGGAUAG
This is a messenger RNA of Leptosia nina, 1389 nucleotides long. The record is from the annotation of a GenBank genome assembly. NCBI's taxonomy places the organism in Eukaryota, Metazoa, Arthropoda, Insecta, Lepidoptera, Pieridae.